GCAUCUCCAUGUGCGGAGCUUGGACAAGGCUCUGGUCGCUUUGGGUCGAUCCGCUCAGUGGCAGCGGGUACUCGAAGUCCUCUGCUCCAUGCCAGCUUGGAGGCUGCUGCCAGAUCUUCUUUCCUACAGCCACGGCAUCAGCGCUGCCGAGAAGGCUGGGCAGUGGGAAGUGGCUCUCCAGCUCCACGCGGAAGUCUUCGAAGUGCACCUGCAACCCGAUGUUGUCAGCGUCAGCUCCUGUAUCAGCGCUUUGGCACGAGGCGGUGAAUGGCAGAAGGCGCUUCAACUGCUCUCCGCGAUGCCGGAAGCGGCAGUUGAGGCAAACAUCGUCAGUUUCAAUGCCGCGAUCACUGCCUGUGAAAAGAGCUGCCGCUGGCAAAAGGCUGGUCAGUUGCUGGAGGACCUGGAAAGAAUGCACGUCGAGCCCACGGGCAUUACCUGCAAUGCUGUGAUCAGCGCCUGCGAGAAAGCGGGCCUUUGGGUGGAGGCGCUCGAGUUGCUUUGGGAACUGCCAGCCAGGGCGGUCGAGAGGGAUGCCAUCAGCUACAACGCCAGCAUGAGCGCUUGUUCCAAGGCAGGUCAGUGGGAGCUGGCAGUGUCUUUGCUCUCCGGGAUGUCUGCAGGCAGAAUUCUUCCGAGCGUCAUCAGUGCCAACGCAGCCCUGAGUGCUUGUGAGAAAGCCGGACAGUGGCAGAUGUCACUACACCUGUUGAAAAGGAUGCCGGAAGCUGGGCUCCAACCGGACCUCAUCAGUUGCAACGCCAGCCUCAGCGCUUGUGAAAAAGCCCGGCAGUGGGAGCAAGCUCUUCAUCUCCUCUUGGUGGGCAUGCCCUCUCUGGGAUUAUCGGCUGACUUGAUCAGCUACAACGCUGUGAUGAGAGCCACUGCCAGUGGUGGACGCUGGCGCCUGGCAUUGCACCUCUUCUCGGAGAUCUUACCUUCCAUCGCGCAGGCGGACGUCAUCAGCUUCGGGGCAUGUCUCGCCUGCUGCGCAGAGGAUGGAAAGUGGCAAGCGGCAGUGCAGCUUCUCUCAGACAUGGCAACCUCGGACGUCGAGCCGAAUUCCAUCUGCAUCCACUCCGGCAUCAGCGCCUGUGAAAAGGCCGGACAGUGGCGAGCCGCACUCCAGCUGCUCUCAGACAUACCCGAAGCUGCCAUGCAAGCAGAUAGCAUCAGCUUCAACGCCAGUAUCAGUGCCUGCGGUCAGGCGUCACGUUGGCAGGAGGCACUUUUCUUGCUCUCGGUGAUGCCAGCAGCCGAGGUGGACGCGGAUGUUACCAGCUUCAGCGCCUGCCUGGCUGCUUGCGAGCGGGCGGGUCAGUGGCAGCUGGCCUCGCUGAUCCUGUCGCGGAUGCCCGCUGGCAGAGCAAAUCUGAUCAGCUUCCUUGCCGUCAUCGGGGCGUGUGAGCGCGACGGCCAAUGGGAGCUCGCUCUUCAACUCCUAUCGGAGAUGUCAGCGCGAGAAGUUGAAAGCCAUGUGACCGCCUUCAGUGCCUGCAUCAGCUCUGUAGCCAGGGCCGCGCAGUGGCAGAGGGCGCUGCAGCUUUUUGCAGAUAUGUCGGCAAGCGCAGUCCAGACCAACGUGAUCAGCUUGAACGCCGCCAUCACCGCUUGUGAGCGAGGAGGUCAGUGGCGCCAAGCCCUCGCAGUGAUUGCGGCUGGGGGCUCUCUGCGACUGAGCCUCAACACGAUCUCUCUCAACUCAGCUUUGGGAGCUUUCGAGGCGACUGGUCCCUGGAGCCAAACCCUGCGGUGGCUCUUAGCGAUGCCUAGUGCUCGAGUUCCCGCGGACGCCCUGAGCCGAAGCUUUGGCGUCAGGGCCGCAGCGAGAGCUGGCUUUCCACGGGUUGCCACGGAGCUCAUCGAAGCCGCAGCUCUCCCGGCGAUGGACAUCUUGAGACGAAGGUCAGAAGAGCCUUCUGCCACCGGCUGA
Messenger RNA from Symbiodinium sp. CCMP2456, 1933 nucleotides. Lineage: Eukaryota; Dinophyceae; Suessiales; Symbiodiniaceae. The record is from the annotation of a GenBank genome assembly.